Styela clava is the source of this 793-nucleotide messenger RNA. Its product is annotated as calcyphosin-like protein. Lineage: Eukaryota; Metazoa; Chordata; Ascidiacea; Stolidobranchia; Styelidae. Gene Ontology annotation, molecular function: calcium ion binding. The record is from RefSeq and is a predicted model, not a curated record.
AAAAUAAGAAUAGAAAUGGCUGCUGGAACUGAAUUGCAAGAAAAAGAACUGAUAGCAAAAUCCAAGAGAAUGCUUGCUACAACAAAAGAUCCAAUAGAGCGAAUCCGUCUUCAAUGCUUAACCAGAGGCGUUUCAGGGAUUAAACGGAUCGGGCAAAUAUUUAGGAUUAUGGAUGAUGACAACAGUCGCAGAAUCAGUUUUGAAGAAUUUUGCAAAGGCAGCGAUGAUUUUGGUGUUGAGCUGACAGACGAAGAAAGGCAGGAAGCAUUCGAUGGAUUCGAUGCAGAUGAUUCGGGUUUGAUAAGUUUCGACGAGUUCCUGGUUCGGCUGAGACCUCCUAUGUCUCAUAAUAGAAUUUCUAUUAUCGAAAAGGCAUUUAAUAAAUUUGAUAAGUCGAAUGAUGGAAUAGUAACCGUGGCUGAUGUGAGAGGAGCAUACAAUGCAAAACACCAUCCAAAAUUUAAGAACGGUGAAUGGACCGAAGAACAGGUCUUUGGAACCUUUUUGAAAAAUUUUGACUCGCCCACGGAUCCGGAUUUGAAAGUAACGAAAGAGGAAUUUAUCAAUUAUUACGCAGGAUUGAGCGCGAGUUUCGAUACCGACAUGCAAUUUGAUUACAUGAUGAGAAAUGCAUGGGAUUUAUGAAAUCAGCGAGUGUCAAGCGAUAUUCUCCUUUUCAGAAUAACCAAGAACAAAAAAUGGAUUUUUUCGAGUCCGUUACAUGAGGCUCUCAUUUCUACACUUUAAAAAAUUUACAUACAAGUUAAACUCACCAAUAUGUAUUUUAUCAUAU